AUGGCGACGCCGCGCGUCGUCGGCGACGCCCUCGACGCGCGCCGCGGCGCGCGCGCGACGUCCGCGCGCGUCGCGCACUACGGACGCGCGUUCGACUGCGCGUUCGCGCCGUGGGGGCGACGCGCGAGCGACUCGUCGAGCGCGUGGGACGAAAUCAUCGUGACGUGCGGCGAGGACGCGACGGCGCGCGUGCACGGCGUCGACGCGCGCGACGCGAGCGCGCGGACGCUGGCGACGUGUCGCGCGCACCGAGAGGAGGUGGUGCGCGUGGCGUUCGCGCGCGCGAGCGGACGGUUCGCCACGGGGUCGGCGGACGGGACGUGCAAGGUGUGGGACUUUGACGCGCGAGAGCGCGUCGUGCGCGAGGCGCAGAGCCUGGACGGACACCCGGGGGAGGUGUACGGGUGUUGCUUUCUGGGCGACGGCGACGGAGGGGUCGUGGCGACGUGUUCGGAGACGGAGGCGCGGGCGUGGGACGUGGAGCGAGGGACGACGACGGCGAAGACGGCGCCGAGGGAUGAUUUAGGGACGUCGGGCGCGCGCACGCCCGAGCGUUGGUCGCCGGGAUACUUGUUUUCCAUGGCUCGAGGCGAUGGGGUGCUGGCGUGCGGGUGCUCGGACGGGAUCGUUCGAGUGUACGGCGACGGUUCGAGCGGGACGUUUGGAGAACGCGUGGCGGAGGUGACGGCGCAUCCCAACGCCAUCGUCGGAUCGACGAGUUUUAUCGAUGGUGGGCGAGUGUUGUGCUCGGUAGGACUCGACGGGACGGUCGUGCUCACAGACGUGCGAACGUGGGGGAUUUUUCGGCGGAUAUCCGCGGGUUCGACGCUGACGAGCGCGUGCGGCGUCGGCUCGGGAAGUUGGUUAGCGAUGGUUGGGGAAUCGGGCGUCGUUCGAGCGAUCGACGCAAUCGGAGACGCGUCGUCAAGCGCACAGUGCGUUUUUGAGCCGAAAGGUGAACCCGUGCCGCUGUUUUGCGUCGCAGCGAACGAAAGCGGGACGAUGUUAGCGUGCUCGGGCGCGGGCGUCCCGUCGAGCGCGCCGACGCUCGGCGCGACUUUCGGCACGAAAACACCCGAUCCAAGUCGCUUGGACGUAUGGAUGGCGUCGAGCGAGGCUUAG
This is a messenger RNA of Ostreococcus lucimarinus CCE9901, 1122 nucleotides long. RefSeq lists its product with no specific name. The record is from RefSeq and is a predicted model, not a curated record. The transcript has a single exon. The coding region runs from base 1 to 1122 and encodes 373 amino acids. Lineage: Eukaryota; Viridiplantae; Chlorophyta; Mamiellophyceae; Mamiellales; Bathycoccaceae. Gene Ontology annotation, molecular function: protein binding.